Messenger RNA from Talaromyces marneffei, 1245 nucleotides. RefSeq lists its product as uncharacterized. The transcript is spliced from 3 exons. Gene Ontology annotation, cellular component: endoplasmic reticulum. Bases 1 to 1245 code for a protein of 414 amino acids. Lineage: Eukaryota; Fungi; Ascomycota; Eurotiomycetes; Eurotiales; Trichocomaceae. Gene Ontology annotation, molecular function: dol-P-Man:Man(5)GlcNAc(2)-PP-Dol alpha-1,3-mannosyltransferase activity. The record is from RefSeq and is a predicted model, not a curated record.
AUGGCGAUCUCAAAUACAAUCGUCAAUAUACUAACCAAACCCAAGUAUUCGCUAUGGAUUGCGCCAUUGCUCGUUUUGGUAGAUGCAGUGCUCUCUGCACUCAUCAUCAAAAAGGUGUCCUACACGGAAAUCGACUGGACAACCUACAUGCAACAAAUUGCCCUCUACCAAGCCGGCGAACGUGACUAUACUGCCAUCAAGGGUGACACCGGCCCUCUCGUGUACCCCGCCAGCCACGUCUAUAUCUACUCGUUUCUGUACGAAUUGACAAACAAGGGCCAAGACAUUGAGCUGGGGCAAUACAUCUUCGCCGGAAUUUACAUUGCCACCUUGAUCGUUGUACUGUCUUGCUACAUCAAAGCCGGUGCGCCGCCAUACCUACUUCCGUUGCUGGUGCUAUCCAAACGACUACACAGCAUCUAUAUGCUGAGAUUGUUCAAUGAUGGAAUUGCGACGUUGGCUAUGUGGGUGGCUAUUUUCUUCUUUCAGCGACGACAAUUGACUGUUGCGACUACGGUAUGGUCUUUGGGAGUAGGAGUUAAAAUGUCUUUGUUGUUGCUUGCUCCAGGUGUGGCUAUUGUAAUAGCUUUGUCAGGGGGGAUUUGGGCUGCUGUACCGCUUGCGCUUAAUGCGGUUUUGACGCAGGUACUGCUUGGCAUACCAUUCCUGCAAGAAAACGCCAUUGGCUAUGUAUCACGCGCAUUCGAGCUAACCAGGCAAUUUCUCCAUGUAUGGACGGUCAACUGGCGAUUCAUAGACGAGGAAGUCUUUAACUCGUCCGUCUUCGCCCUCAACCUUCUCGUUCUGCACGUGGUCCUCAUUCUCGCUUUCCUUGCUACCCGCUGGAUCCGUCCAUCGGGCGAAGAGAUCAAUAUAUUCGCCCAAACGUUCCUCGAGGGUCGUUCGACAAAAUCCCCCCUAUCCAGCAAAUAUAUCACUACCACAAUCCUCUCGUCAAUGGUGAUCGGAAUGCUGUGCGCAAGGUCGCUGCACUAUCAAUUCUAUGCGUAUCUUGCCUGGACCACACCGUUCUUGCUGUGGCAAGCAAACUUUCAUCCCGUGCUGGUAUAUACAGUCUGGGCGGUGCAGGAGUGGGGAUGGAAUGUGUUUCCUAGCACUAAUGCCAGCUCGGCCGCUGUCGUUGGCUGUUUGGCUGUUCAGGUUGUGAUGUUGUUGGCGAACGACAAUUUUUCUCAAGGUCCGUUGGAUGAGAAGGCGACGGCAGAGCAGCAAAAGACAAAAUGA